Messenger RNA from Cordyceps fumosorosea ARSEF 2679, 894 nucleotides. RefSeq names its product dihydroflavonol-4-reductase. The record is from RefSeq and is a predicted model, not a curated record. NCBI's taxonomy places the organism in Eukaryota, Fungi, Ascomycota, Sordariomycetes, Hypocreales, Cordycipitaceae. The transcript has 2 exons. Gene Ontology annotation, molecular function: oxidoreductase activity, acting on the CH-OH group of donors, NAD or NADP as acceptor. The coding region runs from base 1 to 894 and encodes 297 amino acids.
AUGGCCGAUGGUAAAUUGGCCCUCGUGACGGGCGGCUCUGGCUUCAUCGCCCUGCACGUCAUCCACAAGCUCCUGGAGAAGGGCUACCGAGUGCGCACCACCGUGCGCUCGCUGAAGCGCAGCGAUGAGGUGCGCUCCGCGAUCCGGCGCGCCGGCGUCGCCGAGUCCACCGUCGCCGGCAUCGAGUUCGUCGAGGUCGACCUCCUCGGUGAGGCCGGCUGGGACGCGGCCUGCACCGCCCCCGUCACCUACGGCCACGCCCCGCGCGACGCCGCCUUUACGGAAGCCGACUGGACCGAGCUGCAACACCCGCACUCGUCUGUCGGUGCCUACGCCAAGAGCAAGACGAUCGCGGAGCGCGCGGCCUGGGACUGGGCCGCCGACGAGGGCGCGGGCAUGGAGCUGACGACGGUGAACCCGGCGCUGGUGUGCGGGCCGGCGCUGGGCGUCGGCAACAACACGAGCUUGGAGAUUCCGCGGCGGCUGCUGUCCGGCGCGAUGCCGGCGAUCCCGGAUAUGAGCUUUGGCAUAGUCGACGUGCGCGACGUGGCGGACCUGCACGUGCUGGCGCUCGAGGCGCCGGGGGCGGCGGGCCAGCGCUACAUUGCCGUGUCGGAUGAGCCGUAUGUGACGAUUAAGCAAAUGGCGGCGGACCUGAAGAGCCGGCUGCCGGCGGCGGACACGCGCCGCGUGCCGAGCCUGCCCGCACCAAAGUUCCUGCUGCGCGUGGCCGCAUUGUUCGACAAGGGUAUCGCCGUCGUGCUCCCGGAGAUUGGCCAGGUGCGCCCGGUAUCGAACAAGAAGGCGCGCGACGAGCUGGGAUGGCGUCCGCGCAGCGCGGCUGAUGCGCUGGUCGCCAGCGCCGAGAGCCUCAAGGCCAACGGCGAGCUCUAG